UACAUCUUCACUUUCUUUGUGUAACUUCCUCUGUCAUUUCUUAUUCUAUGUUAUUCUAUUUUUUUCUUUGGUUUUUUUGGUAUACAUUGGUGCUGGAUUGAAGAUUGGUGGUGUUUUAGGUUUUCAAAGAAGUUGCCUUACUAGGUUUUGGGGACCGAACAGAAACCCUAGAAUGGGAUUUUGGUGUGGAUUGAGGUUGAAUUGCUUUAGCUAAGGAGUCUUUUAAGACUAUGAGUUUUCCCUUUGGCUUGUUUUCUUGAUUUUAUCGACCUGGUUGCGUUAUUGUAUAUUCUAUGCAGCAGUCAUUGUUAUUCACUUUGAGGUCCUUUUAAUUUAAAUUUGGUUACAAUGGAAGAGUAAUGGUGGUUAAAUAUAAUUUGUGUUUUUUUUUUUUUUUUAUUUCCGGUUAUAACAUGCAAACUCCAUGGAUUCUUCUUCUUCAAAAAAAAAAAAAACUCCAUGGUACUGUAAUGGCAUUCCUAGGGGACGUACAUAUUUAAACCAGAUGCUCACUGCCACUACUGGCUGGUUGUGUGAUUUGGGACUAUUGAAAUUUCAACAACUCUCUGGUAAUUAAUACUUAGUGAGACCUGUUUUUAGUUAAAUUGCAUCCUUGAAAAUCUGUGGAGUGAAAUUCUUGAUCAACAAUGGGAGGCUGAAGUUGUUGAAUCAAAGUAAUGUUAGGUACCUAACCAAUACACCCCAAAUCCCUUGGGUGAUCGAAAUGGGGAAAGUUGGGCCCUUAAACCACCUAGGAUUGUAACAUAUCACCACCACGCUCCGUAGCUGACGUCCUUGGCAGCUCUCACUCUAUGGUGGCUCUCAACUCUGUGGCGGCUUUCACUCUGAUUCAGGUAGACCUUUCCAUAGGUAGCCCUUUCCAUAGGUAGCCCUUUCCUAGGGCGACAUCCUCAGCGCGGCUCUCACUCUAUGGUGGCUUUCACUUUUUCAGGUAGCCCUUUCUAUAGGUAGCCCUUUCCACAGGUAGCUCUUUCCUAGGAUUUGAACCUGGGUCACAAUGGUUGCUCUGAUACCAAAUGUUAGUUACCUGACCAAUAUACCUCAAAACCCUUGAGUGAUGGAAACGCCAAAAGUUACGCCCUUAAACCACUUAGGAUCAUAACAAGUAAAUGAAGGUAUCUCAAAGCAACGGAAGACUUUAAUGUUUCAAUUAAAUUUAUUGUAUUUCCUCCUUUUUUGGUUGUCUACAGUAUAUUUAUUUUGAGUGUAUGUUUAAUUCGUAGAAGAAAAUUUCGUUGGUUCCUUAGGUAAGAAUCUUGCUGUUUGUCAAAUAGGUUUUUUGCUCAAACUAGGCUCUGCAAUUGAAACCUUUUAUGUAAUCAUGGUGCCAUGUACAGGCCAAACAUGGAAAAUGCAGUUACCAAUAAAUCUAUCAUCUACAGUUUACCAGUUCAGAAUAACGGGGAAGGAUACUUUGAUUCAUCAAAACUAUCAUGGUCCCAGAUAUCAGAAAGAGGAAAGGUAGUAGAUGUUGCAGUCAUUCCUUUCGAUAGAGUUGAUGAUUUUGUUAAUGGUGAAUCAAGGCACAAGAAAUGCCCCACUAAUUUUUUCAGGAGAAGCACCCGAAAGAAGAAUACGAAAAUGGGCAAAGGGAUCGAUAUUACUUACAUGUGUUCAUAUGGGCGUAAGGACUAUAGACCUCAGAGCACUGAACAAGAACUGGAUGCUCAUAGUGAUGCACAAGUUCAAAAGAAUGUUAGGUCUGAAUCAAAUGUUCGGAAGCGGAGGAGACUGGGACGAAAAAGAGGGUGUCUGUGCACUUUCACUAUUUCCCAAUUGCCUGACAGCCAUAUGAAUGCUGUUAUCAAAUACAGGGAAAGAAGACAUGUGGAUAAAAAUGGAUGGCCUUGUCAUGGUCCCGAUGACCCUACAACACGCGAGGGCUACUUCCUUUGAUAUUAUAUAGAUAGCAAAAACCCAUCUUUCUCUUUAUGAUCCACCAUGUUACAAGUAUAUAUGAGCUCUCAUAUGGAAGUGUGGAGAAACUUUGAAUUCUACUGUAGAGCCCACCAGAAUGGUCAGGGUAUCCUGUAUUUAAAAGCUUCGCAAACUGAAUUAGCUUUGUGGUGUACAGGCACUCAGUCGAUGAAGGUUUUGAAUUUGGAACUUUGUUUCUUGUUCCUCAUAGUCUUGUCAGUGUUUGGUUUUUGCCAAAUUGGAAUGUAAACGGGAGACAUUUUGAACUUUUUAUUCAGGGAUCAUGUCACUAUGAAGCUGUCAAAGACACUGAUGUUAAAGUUGUGUCAGAUGACUUGAGCUUGUACAUUUCUUUGAUGAUGUUUUUAGUUUUUAACCCAAAUGGCUGCAAGUCUCUAGUUCAGUCCUUUGACCAUAAGUUGAUUCGUUCUAUAUUUCAUUUUCUUUGUCUUUAA
Messenger RNA from Amborella trichopoda, 2393 nucleotides. The record is from RefSeq and is a predicted model, not a curated record. Lineage: Eukaryota; Viridiplantae; Streptophyta; Magnoliopsida; Amborellales; Amborellaceae.